CCCCACCCUCCUAAUAAAUAAGAUAUCUCUCUCAGAGCAACAAACCCACAAAUAGUUUUCAAGAAAAAAAUAAAUAAAUAUAAAAAAAACCCACCAUUAGUUGUCUCCAUAAAUACACUCAACAAAGCCUUUCUAUCUCUCAUGUAUCUAUAUGAUCUCUCUCUACUUGGGCAAAUUAUGAUCUUAUAGGUUUCUCUUUAGCUAGAAACUAAUCCCAUCACCAUUUUUCUCUCCCCAAUUAAAAAAAAAAAAGAAAAAAAAGAAAAAAGAAAGAGAAAAAUUCUAUAUCUUCAGCUAAACAAGCAUAUAUACUAAUUCUCACCAGCUUUUGAAAAAGCUAGCUCUAGAUGGGCCUUCCUCAAUCUUCAACCUCUCCUCAUCUUUACUCUCAAGCACUCCAACUUAAACUAUACCAGGCCUUCAUUUUCUCAAUUCCUAUCCUUUUUUCCAUCAUUCUCUUCCUGUUGUUUUACUUGUUCUAUCUCAAGAGGAGGGCUUCAACUCUUUCAACCUCUCCAUCCAUACUUGCAAGAAGAUCUGAUAUUCAUCAAGAUGCACCCUAUGUUUCUUCUCCUUGUCAGGUGGGUUUGAAGGGGGAGCUGAAAGAUAAGCUACCAAUAGUUUUGUUUGAUGAAGAAUUAAGGAAGAGGGAUUCACAAUGCUGUGUGUGCUUGGGAGACUUCGAAAUCAAAGAGGAGUUACUUCAGAUCCCAUCUUGCAAACACGUGUUUCACAUUGAUUGCAUUCACCAUUGGCUGCAAUCCAACACAAGCUGUCCACUAUGUAGAUGCUCAGUCAUCCCUACCGCCACGAAACUCGCCAAUCCUGUACCGCCACCUAGCGAAUCCGAGCCUAGGCCUGAACCAAUCAUCCAGCCAAACGUUGCCGUUUCUAACCAGAGUCAACAGGUUGUACCACAGGAACAGCAGCAGCAGGUUACUUCCCCUUCAAGUAUGGAAGGAAUAUCACCAUCAAGUCCCAUGAGAAGCACAAUUCCAAGGGACUGUGGUAGCUCAUCCUGGUUUUCAUCUAUCUGUAGGGGGAAUAAUGAGAUGGGGAAUUAUCCAGAACAAGAAUCAGUUAUCAUCCACAUCCAAACACAUAAUUCCUGAGGCAAAAAAUAAAAAAAUCAUGAUUUCUUCAUUUUCAAGUUCAAAUAACAAGGCAGGCAUGCAUAAGAUGGAUCCUAUAUAUGCCUGUUGGCAAACCCAUUCUUCAGCCAUGUAGGCUUCUGUUUUUGUUUCCCCGGUGAGUUGUCCAAUAGUACUGGAGCAGUUUUGUAGAUCACUUAUGAUCAGGAAGUAAUAUGAUCUCUAUAUCAGAUAAAAAAUAGUUUGUUAUUUUGGAAAUCUUAACCAACUAAUUUGUCUUUAAUCUUCGAGAAAGUCUUUAUAUACAAUUUUUGUACAAGUAAGAUAAUGCAACAAGACAACAUAUUGUCAUUUAUUUA
This is a messenger RNA of Ziziphus jujuba (common jujube), 1450 nucleotides long. Its product is annotated as probable E3 ubiquitin-protein ligase RHA4A. Gene Ontology annotation, molecular function: transferase activity. The record is from RefSeq and is a predicted model, not a curated record. Bases 348 to 1112 code for a protein of 254 amino acids. The transcript is spliced from 3 exons. Lineage: Eukaryota; Viridiplantae; Streptophyta; Magnoliopsida; Rosales; Rhamnaceae. Gene Ontology annotation, biological process: protein ubiquitination.